UUUCAGCUCCGAAAUAUAUAAAUAAUUUGGGUGAUCGAUCAAACUUAAAAUAAAUAAUUCCCCUCAAUUCUAGCAGAUUCUUUCUUUUGAUCUCCUACUAUUAAUUAAAGGAAUUACCUUACUAGUAAAAAAACCUCUUCGGAUACAGAGAUUAUCCAUCUGGCAUUUAUGGGAGUUGUGACUGUAUCUAGCUCUGCUGCAAGGACUUCUUUCGGAUUAAGUUCAAGAUUUUCUGCUCAUCUUCUUCCGACGACUAAGAGAACACCAAUACUAGCAUUUAAAACAGAUAAAACCAACAACACCACAACUUUGGUCUCCUCGAAAGAAUCCGCUAAUUUAUCAUCUGUCGAUACCACACCUAAAGAAAAUCCAAAGAGAAGCCUUAGGCGGAAAAAGCCUUUCGAAAGAGUACAAGCUUUAUCUACUGCCGAAGCUCCUUCUUGCUCAUUAGAUUUGGAUUACAAUGAAGCUGCAGCUGUGCUCAAUAGGUUAUACAAGCUCAGUCCCACAACUACUGAAUCCGAUACCGAGGACAGCGAUAAUACUCCAGUGAAAAUGGUUCCUAGAGGGAGGAGGACCAAGACUAGUAAAAAGCCUGAAAUCAGAAAGGUGGUUGAUGUAGUGAGGGGUCAACAUAAAAAGGUGCAUCGAUUGACCCUUGAAAAUCGGAUUCAUUUGAAAAAUAACAAGGAUGUUGCAGUUGUUACGUCAACAAGGCUGAGAAAGCAUGCCAAGGUCAAUGAAGAUGAAAACAUUAACAAACUGGUUAAAGACCACUCGCCUUCUACGGAUUUAGGCAGCUUAGAUUGGAAGAAAAUGAAGAUCCCGCCUGUUCUUCCUUCUUCAGAGCAUACUCGGCUAUUCAAGUUAUUACAAACUAUGAAGGUGAUUCUUGCAGUGAAAGAGGAUUUGCAGAAUGUUUUGGAAAGGGAACCAACAGAUGGAGAGUUAGCGGAGGCAACAAACAUGAAUGUAUCGCAAUUGAGGAAGCAACUUGGAGUUGGACAAGCAGCCAGAAAUAAAUUGAUCAAGCAUAAUCUUCGACUUGUGUUGUUUGUCAUGAACAAAUAUUUUCAAGAGUUUGCAAAUGGGCGAAAUUUCCAAGAUUUUUGCCAGGCAGGAGUGAAGGGCUUGAUAACCGCCGUUGACCGCUUUGAACCGGGAAGAAAAUUGCAACUCUCAACAUACGCUUUAUUUUGGAUACGACAUGCCAUCAUACGCUCCAUGACCCUCUCAAGUUUUUUUAAAGUCCCCUUUGGCCUUGAAUCGGUUAGAAUAGAAAUACAGAAGGCAAAAAAGAAGCUGUGGUUUGACCUUAUGAGACCGCCAAGUGAAGAAGAAAUAGCAAAGAAAGCUGGAAUUUCCCUUGAAAGAUACCGUGAAGUAAAAAAGGCAUCGACACCAGUUCUUUCUCUCAACAGGAAGAAUCCAGUUACACAAGAAGAAUUUAUUAACACGUUCGCAGAUAAUGAUGGUGGUGGUGAUGAUGAGAGGCGACAAAUUGCUCUUCUUAGGCUCGCACUGGAUGAUGUGCUUGAUUCUCUGAAACCGAAGGAGAGCGUGGUGAUUAGACAAAGAUAUGGACUGGAUGGUAAAGGCAAUAGAACACUGGGAGAGAUUGCGGGUAACUUGAAUAUAUCAAGGGAAAUGGUUAGAAAACAUGAAGUUAAGGCUCUUAUGAAGCUCAAACAUCCAGCUCGAGUUGAGUAUUUACGCCACUAUCUCUUGUAAAGCAUUAUUUGAUUUUGCGUUCACAUCCUUUUUUACAUGGAAAUACAAUAGUGUGUAUACGAGUGACAUGUAUCAUAGUUAUGAGGUAAAACAACACAUAAAUAAACAACGUACAGUAUAGUUUUAAGUA
Messenger RNA from Erigeron canadensis, 1861 nucleotides. RefSeq names its product RNA polymerase sigma factor sigE, chloroplastic/mitochondrial. Gene Ontology annotation, biological process: regulation of DNA-templated transcription; DNA-templated transcription initiation. Lineage: Eukaryota; Viridiplantae; Streptophyta; Magnoliopsida; Asterales; Asteraceae. Gene Ontology annotation, molecular function: DNA-binding transcription factor activity. The transcript has 6 exons. The record is from RefSeq and is a predicted model, not a curated record. The coding region runs from base 169 to 1731 and encodes 520 amino acids.